Molecule: messenger RNA, 816 nt
Organism: Halichondria panicea
Lineage: Eukaryota; Metazoa; Porifera; Demospongiae; Suberitida; Halichondriidae
Product: MORN repeat-containing protein 3-like
Exons: 4
Coding region: 51-752 (233 amino acids)
Source: RefSeq, a predicted model, not a curated record
CGACCAUUACCUAACGUUGCUAUAACAACAAGGACUCACUCCACACAAAGAUGCCUAUUCUAAAGCAACCCAAGAAACGAGAGCCUCUGUGGCGAGAGUGGGAUAUCAAAGCUCAGAAGGAAGGCAUCAGAGCGCCCGUAUAUUCCGUGUCAGGUGAUGUGUAUACUGGAGAAUGGAGGAACAAUAAGAAAGAAGGCAAGGGGACUCAGAUGUGGAAGAAGAGGGGAUGCAUUUACGAUGGUGACUGGAAGGAGGACCUGAGACACGGCUUUGGAACGUACAGUGUGAAGAGGGGAGACGGCUAUAUGAAGAAAUAUGCAGGGGGUUGGAAGAACGACAUGCGACAUGGUUAUGGUACCAACUUCUACUCAGAGGACGAGUAUUACGAGGGAGAAUGGUAUGCAGGCAAACGUAGUGGGUGGGGACGAAUGUACUAUGCUGAUGGUUCGUUAUACGAAGGUGAAUGGUACAAUGACCAGAAGAAUGGACGAGGGCUCAUAAAACUGUCCAAUAGCAAUCGUUAUGAGGGAAUGUGGAGGGACGAUAUGAAGAAUGGUGAUGGGAAGUUCUUGUAUCUGGACAAGGGGCAGGUGUACACUGGGACCUGGGUGGAUGAUAUUGCAAAGUGUGGCUGUGUGGAGGACUUUGGGAGGGAGGGUGCUCCUGACCCUCCGGUCUACCCUAUCCCUGAGUGCUCGCUACAGUACCCUCGUUCAGUGAUUCAAGAAGCCAGAGACUCACUACAACAAUAGAGAGAGACUCAGUCAAUAUUAUUUUUUAUCCCAUCUUGUCCCAAUUAAAAUGUUUUAUCAAUGA